CAUAACCAAGUUAUCAUCGUAGCAGGCAGUGCUUUGAAACAAUCGCGGAACGCGCACGCGACUGAAAAGGUCGACCAGAGUCGAAAGCGUUUCAAAAGCUCGUUACAGUUUUAUUCAGACGCAGAAGACUUGAUAUAGAUUCUCGGGUUCAGUGAGUGCCUGAGUUUAUUUGUUACUAUUUAUUUUGAUCUGAGGGCGGUGUUGCAGUACGAAACGCUGUCGUUGAGUGAUAAUUGCAAUAAAAACUUAUUUGUUUUACGGAAAAGUCGCUAGGUGGUGUUGGUGUGUAGAUUGGAGAACUUUCAGAGUUUUUUUGUUGCGACCCGAAGCGCCAGCAGGCCGGAAGAUCUAAUUAAUUCUCAUCUCGUCAAGCCGUCUAUUUUGAUCGAUGACCGGCCUGGCAAAAAUUAUCAGGCCACGGACGCCAAGCAGCAAACAAUCGCCUCUCGCUGAACUCCAUGAAAUCUAGUUGGCGCCGUCCCAACGCUCGCCGCCGUCCACAUCGAGUGGGCUAUGACGACGCGCGAAGUCCUGCUCGAAGGUGGUGCUCCGUGGGGUUUUCGCAUGCAUGGAGGAGCCGAUUCGGGACAGCAGUUGAGGAUUUCGAGG
Messenger RNA from Leptinotarsa decemlineata (Colorado potato beetle), 609 nucleotides. RefSeq names its product Cbl-associated protein (gene CAP). NCBI's taxonomy places the organism in Eukaryota, Metazoa, Arthropoda, Insecta, Coleoptera, Chrysomelidae. The record is from RefSeq and is a predicted model, not a curated record. Gene Ontology annotation, molecular function: protein binding.